CAGUUCACAGACCAGCCUCAGACAUUUCAGAGUGUGCCUAGCCCUCUGGACAAUGCAAUCUGUUUAGGAUCACUAAGAAUUGGCUCUUUCCAACUCCGUGCUUUCAGAGGAAAACCUUAGAAUCAAGCUUCUUUUGAAGGAUUGAAUCAGAGAAAACAAACUGUUGUUCAUAGUCUCUCUGAAACUUAAGAAAGCAAUGGCAUCAAUACCUUCCAUUGGGUGUCUUCUGGCCAAAAAUCAGUAUUAUCGAAAGACUAGUAUUUCAUCAGUUAGCUCUCUAACUGAUUCUGAUUCUGGCAACUUCAUAAGUGAUAACAAAUCCCAUCAAGGGUUACUGGAAGUUGCAGAAUCAACCUGGUGGCUUAAAUGCUUUUUCCAUUCUGAACCAGUGCCUUCAAAUGUGAGGAAAGACUUGUCUGCCAGUGGCUCUAAUAGUUGAUUCUGGCAAUCAAGAAGAUUCUACCUGAAGAAGCCCUCUUUAAGUGAAUGUCAUCCUUCAAGCACGCAAGAUAUUACAGAGGACUUCUCCAUGUAAGAAGACAAUAAUCUGAGAAUAUCUCAUUUAUGAGAUUAGAACACACCUGCCAUCAACAUAGAAAAAAUUCUCAUAUUUUUUCCCAGUUUUGAGACUAUGAUUGCAAAAGUCUCUAGCUACAUUUGGAGAUAUUGAAAAACUACCUUUUGGAAGCAUGUACCCUUUUAGAGUAGUAAAUGUCUACUAUGAUAUUUGUGAAGCAGCCUUGUCAUUACCAUAGUUUUUAGCUUUCAAAAAUCAUGAAUGUGUCUCUCUGUAUGGCUGGCAUAUGGAUAGCUGUACCUUAAAAUUGAAGAAUUGGUGGGUUUAGAAAGGUAGCUUGCCAUCUAUGGCCAUACCACCCUGAACAUGCCCCAUCUCGUCUGAUCUCAGAAGCUAAGCAGGUCGGUCCUGGUUAGUACUUGGAUGGGAGACUGCCUGAGAAAGGUAGCCUGCCAAGGAGGGCACAAACCUUGCAAUGUCUACUGCCCUGCUUCUACUCCUGCACCACAUAGAAUUACCAUGGUAGAAGAGGAUAUUUUGGUGCUUUGAUAUGUCACUCUCUAUCUUGAAGCAAAAAAAAAAAAUGUUGGCCAGUUGUGAUAACAUCACUUAUUCACAAGACCCUGGUUCCACAACAUACAAAAAACCUGAAGUAUUGGUUCCUAAAAUAAUGGUUUAAAGGGCAUAGCUUACUAGUAAAUUCCACCAGCUUUGGCAGGCUGCAACUUAGGUUCGAGCCUAGUCUCCACCGCACUUGGGGAAGCUUCAGUGCUUUACUAUCUUUCCUGUGCUCUGUUUUUGAUUUUCUGAACUUCUGACUCUCAACCUCUCUUUUUCUAUCUGAAAAAUUCAGCACAAAAUAUUGAAGCCCUGACAAUGACAGUAAAAAAGAGGACACUGAACUUAGGAGUGUACAGUUGCAAAGAUUAUAUUGUAACCAUAAAAUUAGAUGUAACAAAUAUACAAAUAUAUUGUUAAGUACACCACUAUCUAUCAUGUUGUGUACUAACAGUGUAAAGUUCAAAAUUCAUGAUUUUAAAUAGUAUUUAAAGUCUUAUGGUAGAAAUAAACCAAAAUAGGAUCUAUUUCUGGAAAUGGGUCUAGACAUUCUUUUCAUUUUCUUUUUAUUUUUCUCUGUUCUUUCAAACUGUAAUAUAAUAUGUUUUUAUUAUUAGAAAAUAAUAAAUGUUUUAUGAAAGAAACAGUAAA
Messenger RNA from Erinaceus europaeus (western European hedgehog), 1726 nucleotides. It is a transcript of the gene PPDPFL, whose product is annotated as pancreatic progenitor cell differentiation and proliferation factor like. The record is from RefSeq and is a predicted model, not a curated record. The transcript is spliced from 5 exons. Lineage: Eukaryota; Metazoa; Chordata; Mammalia; Eulipotyphla; Erinaceidae. Gene Ontology annotation, biological process: multicellular organism development; cell differentiation. The coding region runs from base 197 to 439 and encodes 80 amino acids.